This is a messenger RNA of Oryza brachyantha (malo sina), 3839 nucleotides long. Its product is annotated as DNA mismatch repair protein MSH1, mitochondrial. Gene Ontology annotation, molecular function: mismatched DNA binding; ATP-dependent DNA damage sensor activity; ATP binding. Gene Ontology annotation, biological process: mismatch repair. The coding region runs from base 70 to 3453 and encodes 1127 amino acids. The transcript has 22 exons. Lineage: Eukaryota; Viridiplantae; Streptophyta; Magnoliopsida; Poales; Poaceae. Gene Ontology annotation, cellular component: nucleus. The record is from RefSeq and is a predicted model, not a curated record.
GCGCCGGGGUAUCUCCCCUCCCUCGCCUCGCGCCGGCGGCGCCAUCGCCAUCGCCAUCGGCCCAUCGCCAUGCAGCGGCUGCUCGCGAGCUCGCUCGUGGCGGCCGCCCCGCGGUGGCUCCCCGUCGCCGACUCGUUGCUCCGGCACCGCCGCCCUCGGCGGUCCCCGCUUCCCAUGCUGCUAUUUAACAGGAGAUCUUGGUCUAAACCAAGGAAAGUCUCACGAGGCAUUUCCAUGGCGUCUAGGAAGGUGAACAAACAGGAGGAUAUCUGCAAUGAAGGCAUGCUACCACAUAUCCUCUGGUGGAAAGAGAAAAUGGAGAGGUGCAGGAAACCAUCAUCAAUGCAAUUGACUGAGAGACUUGUAUAUUCAAAUAUUUUAGGAUUGGAUCCAACUUUAAGAAAUGGAAGCUUGAAGGAUGGCAGCCUGAACACAGAAAUGUUGCAAUUCAAAUCGAAGUUUCCACGUGAAGUUCUACUUUGCAGAGUGGGAGAUUUCUAUGAGGCCGUUGGGUUUGAUGCAUGUAUCCUUGUGGAGCAUGCAGGCUUAAAUCCUUUUGGAGGCUUGCGUUCUGACAGUAUUCCAAAAGCUGGGUGUCCAGUCAUGAAUUUGCGGCAAACAUUGGAUGACUUAACUCGAUGUGGUUACUCUGUGUGCAUAGUAGAGGAAAUUCAAGGCCCAACCCAAGCUCGUGCUAGGAAAGGUCGAUUUAUUUCUGGCCAUGCGCAUCCUGGCAGUCCUUAUGUAUUUGGUCUUGCUGAAGUUGACCAUGAUGUUGAGUUUCCUGAUCCAAUGCCUGUAGUUGGGAUUUCACGAUCUGCAAAAGGCUAUUGCUUGACUUCUGUGCUAGAGACAAUGAAAACAUAUUCAGCUGAGGAGGGCUUAACAGAGGAAGCUGUAGUUACUAAGCUUCGCAUAUGCCGUUAUCAUCAUCUAUACCUUCAUAGUUCUUUGAGGAAUAAUUCUUCAGGCACAUCACGCUGGGGGGAGUUCGGUGAAGGGGGGCUAUUGUGGGGCGAGUGCAGUGGAAAAUCUUUUGAGUGGUUUGAUGGUAAUCCUAUUGAAGAAUUGCUGUGCAAGGUAAAGGAAAUAUAUGGGCUUGAAGAUAGGACUGUUUUCCGUAAUGUCACUGUUUCAUUGGAAGGGAGACCUCAACCUUUAUAUCUUGGAACGGCUACACAAAUUGGAAUGAUACCAACUGAGGGAAUACCAAGUUUGCUAAAGAUGGUUCUCCCUCCAAACUUUGGUGGCCUUCCAUCAUUGUACAUUAGAGAUCUUCUUCUUAAUCCUCCAUCUUUUGAUGUUGCGUCAUCGGUUCAAGAGGCUUGCAGGCUAAUGGGUAGCAUAACUUGCUCGAUUCCUGAAUUUACAUGCAUAUCAGCCGCAAAGCUUGUGAAAUUACUUGAGUCAAAAGAGGUUAAUCACAUCGAAUUCUGUAGAAUAAAGAAUGUUCUAGAUGAGGUAUUGUUCAUGAGUAGCAAUGCUGAGCUUUCUGCUAUCCUGAACAAAUUGCUUGAUCCUGCCGCCAUAGUUACUGGGUUGAAAGUUGAAGCCGAUAUCCUGGUCAAUGAAUGUAGCUUUAUUUCACAACGUAUAGCUGAAGUAAUAUCUUUAGGUGGUGAAAGUGACCAGGCAAUAACUUCAUCUGAAUAUAUUCCCAAAGAGUUCUUCAAUGAUAUGGAGUCAUCUUGGAAGGGACGUGUAAAAAGAGUGCAUGCUGAAGAGGAGUUUUCAAAUGUUGAUAUAGCUGCUGAGGCACUGUCAACAGCGGUCAUUCAAGAUUUUUUGCCAAUUGUUUUAAGAGUAAAAUCUGUGAUGUCAUCAAAUGGAAGUCCGAAGGCAGAAAUUUGUUAUGCAAAAGAACAUGAAGCUGUUUGGUUUAAAGGGAAGCGAUUCACACCAAAUGUGUGGGCCAACACUCCUGGUGAACAACAGAUAAAGCAAUUGAAGCCUGCAAUUGACUCGAAAGGUAGAAAGGUUGGAGAAGAAUGGUUCACCACUAUCAAAGUUGAGAAUGCUUUAACCAGGUACCAUGAUGCUUGUGAUAAGGCAAGAUGUAAAGUUCUUGAGUUGCUGAGAGGACUUUCAAGUGAAUUGCAGGACAAGAUUAAUAUACUUGUCUUCUGCUCAACGUUACUCAUCAUAACAAAGGCACUUUUUGGUCAUGUUAGUGAAGGACGAAGAAGGGGCUGGGUGUUUCCUACUAUAUCCCCCUUAUGUAAGGAUAACGGUACAGAGGAAAUCUCAAGUAAAAUGAAAUUAUUAGGAACUUUUCCUUACUGGCUUGAUACUAACCAAGGGAAUGCAAUACUGAAUGAUGUCCAUAUGCACUCUUUGUUUAUUCUUACUGGUCCAAAUGGUGGUGGUAAAUCCAGUAUGCUGAGAUCAGUUUGUGCUGCUGCAUUACUCGGAAUAUGUGGCCUGAUGGUGCCAGCUGCUUCAGCUGUGAUCCCACAUUUUGAUUCCAUCAUGCUGCAUAUGAAAUCCUAUGAUAGCCCAGCUGAUGGCAAAAGCUCAUUUCAGAUUGAAAUGUCAGAGAUACGAUCUUUAGUCUGCCGAGCUACAGCUAGUAGUCUUGUUCUAAUUGAUGAAAUAUGUAGGGGCACAGAAACAGCAAAAGGAACAUGUAUAGCUGGUAGCAUCAUUGAAAGACUCGAUAAUGCUGGCUGCAUAGGCAUCAUAUCAACUCAUUUGCAUGACAUUUUUGACCUUCCCUUGUCACUCCACAAUACUGAUUUCAAAGCUAUGGGAACAGAAGUCAUCGAUGGGUGCAUUCAGCCAACAUGGAAAUUAAUGGAUGGCAUCUGUCGAGAGAGUCUCGCUUUUCAAACAGCCAGGAAAGAAGGUAUGCCUGACUUGAUAAUUAGAAGAGCUGAGGAACUAUAUUCGGUUAUGAGCACAAACAACAAGCAGACAUCUACUGUCCACCAUGAACCAUCCAUAGCCAUCUCUACUGUAAAUAGCUUGGUUGAGAAGCCUGAUUACCUGAGAAAUGGACUAGAGCUUCAAUCGGGUGCCUUUGGACUACUAAGAGAAGUUGAGUGUGUUGUUACCACAAUAUGCAAGAAGAAACUGUUGGACCUCUACAACAAAAGAAAAAUCGCAGAAAUGAUUGAGGUGGUCUGUGUUGCUGUAGGUGCUAGGGAGCAACCUCCACCUUCAACUGUUGGCAGGUCUAGCAUUUAUAUAAUUAUCAGACGUGACAACAAACUGUAUGUUGGGCAGACGGAUGAUCUUGUGGGUCGUCUGAGUGCUCACAGAUCGAAGGAAGGUAUGCAGGAUGCCACGAUAUUAUAUAUUUUGGUACCUGGCAAGAGCAUUGCAUGCCAACUGGAAACUCUUCUCAUAAAUCAGCUACCUUUGAAAGGUUUCAAGCUCAUCAAUAAGGCUGAUGGGAAGCAUCGAAAUUUUGGUAUAGCUCUAGUCUCUGGGGAGGCCAUUGCAGCACAGUGAGCCCGCUGAAAAUCUAAUGUACUAACUCUUUUAGAAGAUGCAGUCCAGUCGAACUCUAGGGGAGUGCAUCCUGAUCCCAUUUGGUUGCGUUCCAUAGGUGGCAGGAGCAAAUUGAUACAAUCUUCCCUGAAUGCCUGCCCCAAUUUUGUUUACCUGGUAGUGGUGCCAUCAUUGUGCAUAGUAGGGGCCCUUCUUCCGCGUGGAAGAACUUAUGUUGCGAAAUGCGAUGUGUGGCUUAAUUCCGGUAUCAUUUGUGGUACAUGAAUCAUGAUUCGCUACAGAUGACUGGAUUUACUGAUGAUACUUUGGCUACGAAUCCUCUUAUCUGCAAAUUCCCAAAUAUUCUCUGGGGAGACUGCACGCUUGCAAAAUUCUGGUUAUCAAAA